Messenger RNA from Tupaia belangeri chinensis (Chinese tree shrew), 2436 nucleotides. RefSeq names its product spermatogenesis associated 2 (gene SPATA2). Gene Ontology annotation, biological process: regulation of tumor necrosis factor-mediated signaling pathway; regulation of necroptotic process; protein linear deubiquitination. The record is from RefSeq and is a predicted model, not a curated record. Lineage: Eukaryota; Metazoa; Chordata; Mammalia; Scandentia; Tupaiidae. Gene Ontology annotation, cellular component: cytoplasm.
CUUCUCGUUCCCUCUUUCAGAGCCCUGCGCCGGCCCAGGCGGGCAGCAUGGCAGCGCCUGUGGCCAUGUCCCGGCCUCUGCCCCCGAAGCCAUGGAGGAGAUAAGGUAGCCCCCUCACUCGCCUGGAUGGGGAAGCCCAGUUCGAUGGAUACAAAAUACAAGGAUGACUUAUUUCGGAAGUACGUGCAGUUCCAUGAGGGCAAAGUGGACCCCACCCCCAGCAAGCAGCAGCCUGGCAGCGAUGAGUUCCUGCGGGGGGCGGCCUCGACCCUGCUCAGCCUGCACAAGGUGGAUCCCUUUUAUCGAUUCCGGCUGAUCCAGUUCUAUGAGGUGGUGGAGAGCUCUCUGCGCUCACUGAGCUCCUCCAGCCUGCGCGCGCUGCACUGCGCCUUCAGCAUGCUGGAGACGGUGGGCAUCAACCUCUUCCUCUACCCAUGGAAGAAGGAGUUCCGAAGCAUCAAGACCUACACAGGCCCGUUUGUUUACUAUGUCAAGUCAACAUUGCUAGAGGAGGACAUUCGUACCAUCCUGAACUACAUGGGUUAUGUGCCCGAGCUGGGGACCGCCUACAGGCUCAAGGAGCUUGUGGAGCUCCUGCAGGUAAAGAUGGUCUCCUUUGAGCUUUUUCUGGCCAAGGUUGAGUGUGAGCAGAUGCUAGAAAUCCAUUCACAAGUGAAGGACAAGGGCUACUCUGAGCUGGACGUGGUCAGUGAGCGCAAGAGCAGCACGGAGGAUGUGCGUGGCUGUUCUGACGCCCUGCGGCGGCGGGCCGAGGGCAGGGAGCACCUGACGGCGUCCAUGGCCCGGGUGGCACUCCAGAAGUCGGCCAGCGAGCGAGCCGCCAAAGACUAUUACAAGCCCCGUCCCCGUGUGACCAAGCCCUCGAGGUCGGUGGAUGCCUAUGACAGCUACUGGGAGAGCAGGAAACCGCCCCUAAAGGCCUCACUAAGCCUGCGGAAAGAGCCCACAGCCUCAGAGUUGGGGGACGACCUCAAGGACGAGAUCAUCCGCCCAUCCCCCUCCCUCCUGGCCAUGUCCAGUUCCCCCCACGGCAGCCCUGAUGACCUUCCACCUGCCUCCCCCAGCAACGGCGUUGGCCUGCUGCGCGGCACAUACUUCUCCGCUCAGGACGACGUGGAUCUGUACACGGACUCGGAGCCCAGGGCCACCUACCGCAGGCAGGAUGCUCUGAGGCCAGACGUGUGGCUGGUCAGAAACGAUGCCCACCCCCUCUACCACAAGCGCUCACCCCCCGCCAAAGAGUCUGCCCUAUCCAAGUGCCAAAACUGUGGCCUGUCCUGCAGCUCCUCCUUCUGCCAGCGCUGUGACAGCCUGCUCGUCUGUCCCUCAGCCUCCAAGCCCGGCGCCUUCCCCAGCAAGGCCUCCACCCAUGACAGCCUGGCCCAUGGGGCAUCCGUUCGGGAGAAGUACUCCGGCCAGACUCAGGGCCUCGACCGGCUGGCACACCUUCACUCAACCAAGCUCCCCCCCACAGCCACCUCCCGCUGUGGCUUCUGCAACCGCCCAGGCGCCAGCAACACUUGCACCCAGUGUUCAAAAGUUUCCUGCGACACCUGCCUCAGCGCCUACCACUACGACCCCUGCUGCAAAAAGAGUGAGCUGCACAAGUUCAUGCCCAACAACCAGCUGAGCUACAAGGCCUCCCAGUUCUCCCAUCUCGUAUACAGAUAGACCUGACCUUGCACUUGCCGCUACAAGGGCUACACCACUGACCUUUCUGGUUUCCUGGUGAAGUAGUAAUGCGCCGAUCUCAAGCAGAAGCCUGCACUUGACCAUGUAGGAGGUGGGGAUCGUGGCUGGCUGCACCCAUGGGGAGUUCACUUAGUCACUUGUAUGUCAACUGAUGUCUGCUUUGUCACCCUACGAGGGAGAGGGCCACACUUCCGUUCAGAUUCACGUUCACUCGUCCCCACUCUGUUUGGUUGAUUUUUAGAUUUUUUUUCUUUUUCCCUUUGAAGAGAAUUUCUAUCUCUUAAGACCCUUGUCACACCCAUUGCAAAGCCAACUUGAACUGGAAGGGUCCUUUAGUUCACCUCGAAGGGUCCCCAGGAACUGCGAACGAGAGGCCUGUUGGCUUGUGAAAUGAGCCCUCCUGCCACACUGGGCCUCUCUAAAAGGCUCAGCUCUUGACCUCCCCAUCCCAGAGUUGAUCCCCCAGUGCACUCCCCUGCUGCCUCCCUUUCCCACCUCUCCAGGUGUCUAGGGGGAGCCAAGCCCAGUAUUAGCUGAGUGUGACCUGGUGCCCCCCACAGCCCAGUCAGCCCCUGGCAUUUGUGACCUUGGCUCCAGUGCACUGCAGUGUGGACUUCCCUCGGUGGGACGGGCGUUUCCCUUUCUGUUGUUUGCACAUGCCCCUCUUACUGUACUGUAAAUAGUAUUUUUUGAGAUUUAUUUUUAAAUAAAUAUUCAACUUGC